AUGUCUUCUCCUGCUAACACCUCCAACCCGACCCAGCCCCGCAAGCGCUCCAUCUCCGACGUGAUGAACAAUGAACGUCGCCAGAGGUGGCUCCAGAGCUCUGGCAGGCCCGAUAAGUGGAACGUGCUCAGGCCGGGCGUCUCUCAGUUUGUCGGCCACUUCCUGAAACGCGGUGACCAGACCAAGCACUAG
Dacryopinax primogenitus is the source of this 192-nucleotide messenger RNA. RefSeq lists its product as uncharacterized. The record is from RefSeq and is a predicted model, not a curated record. The transcript is spliced from 3 exons. NCBI's taxonomy places the organism in Eukaryota, Fungi, Basidiomycota, Dacrymycetes, Dacrymycetales, Dacrymycetaceae. The coding region runs from base 1 to 192 and encodes 63 amino acids.